AUGCCGGCACCUCAUCAACGGUUUUUCACUCUGAGAAACCCCUUCUCCAGAUGUGUGCUUUUUGCAGUAGCUUUGCUAGUCUUGCUAGCACUUAGCUGGAAGUCGGAUCGGGUGGACGAUGUAACGAGACAGAUUAUCAAGGCCGCAACGCCCAAGACAAAGGGGUCGACCUACCAGCAGCCCAUCGGUGAUGCACCGGUGGCCACCGAGGCGGAUGUUGUCCCCGUGUCCGACCAUGUCAUGGACUGCAGCGUGAAGCCAAGCUACAUGGAAGAGCUGAAGUCCGCCUAUGAACUUCAGGAUGGAUUCCAAUACCUCAAGCGCUACGUCAAGAUCAACCGCGAGCCGAUCGCCCGAAAGUCGAUUACGAAGCUGAACCAGGAGUUCCUGCCCAAUGGCUUUAAGACCAUCAACUCCAACUUCCCCAACAACUACGGCCAGGAGACUUGCCUGGAACCCCUCCAAGUUCCUGUUUCGCAGUCACCCUUCCCAGCCACCGGCAACCUCUCUGACUUCAUGUUUGGUGUCUCGACCACUUUCAAGAGGUUCAACUCUAGCAAGACGACUCCGGUCGACGAAUGGACCUACUGGUUGACUGACGGCAAGGGCAACUCCAACGGCGGCAAGCUGGUUCUUCUGCUGCUUGAUGCAUCAGAGGAGCAGAUCUUGGAAGCCAAGACUGUCCUGGACCAGCGCGGCGUUGACGUCGACGUUUAUCACUCCGACUCUCGUAUGGAGAUGGCUGUUCGCUACCUGACCCUGGUGCCCACUUUGUACAACCACCCCGAGCGACCCAACAAGAAAUGGCUCGUGACCUGCGACGACGACACUUUCUUCCCCAGCGUCCACGCCUUGACAAAGAAGUUCGAAGAGUACGAUCCUAGCGAGAUGCUCUACGUGGGCACACUGUCCGAGGAUGUUAACAACGUCGACCGUCAUGGUUCCCAGGCCUUCGGUGGAGCCGGUGUCUUCUUGUCCGUGCCCCUGGCCGAGCAGAUCAACAACAACUAUGAUACCUGCAAGACCGACGAGAAGAUCCGGGAGGCCAACUCUGGCUGGGGCCCUCAGGGCGAUAUCCUGUUGAGAAAGUGUAUCUACGAGAACUCGGACGUGCGUUUGUCGGUCAUGCGAGGUCUCUACCAGCUGGAUCUUUACGGCGAUCCAUCUGGUUUCUACGAAUCCGGCAUCAAGCCCAUCUCCCUGCACCACUUCAAGGGUGGCGGUUGGCACUCAGCUCUGCCCUGGUACUACACCAAGAUUGCUCACAUCUGUGGCGAGGACUGCACUCUCCAACGGUUCCAGACGGCCGACGAUUUCAUCAUCUCGACCAGCUUCAGUGUGGCUCACUACCCCCACGGCGUUGAUUUCAAUCUGAAGCAGAUGGAGCGGACGUUCGCUGCUGCUCCCCAAGACAAGGGCUGGAAUUUGGAUUACGUUUUCGACCCUCAACGCCCCAGUCUGCUUAAGACGGGUCGCAAGAUCAGCUGGGACCUCCAGGACGCCAUCGUUAACGAUGACAACACUGUGAGCCAGAUCUACGUGCGCAAGGCUGACGACUGGAGAUGGGUCGACCGAAAUGGCGAGCCGAUGGCCAAGAAUGACGGUAUCAUCGAGUUGGUGUGGAUUCCGUAA
This is a messenger RNA of Neoarthrinium moseri, 1632 nucleotides long. RefSeq lists its product as uncharacterized. Lineage: Eukaryota; Fungi; Ascomycota; Sordariomycetes; Amphisphaeriales; Apiosporaceae. Bases 1 to 1632 code for a protein of 543 amino acids. The record is from RefSeq and is a predicted model, not a curated record. The transcript has a single exon. Gene Ontology annotation, molecular function: acetylglucosaminyltransferase activity.